Molecule: messenger RNA, 906 nt
Organism: Bufo bufo (common toad)
Lineage: Eukaryota; Metazoa; Chordata; Amphibia; Anura; Bufonidae
Product: N-alpha-acetyltransferase 20-like
Exons: 2
Coding region: 1-507 (168 amino acids)
Biological process (GO): N-terminal peptidyl-methionine acetylation
Cellular component (GO): NatB complex
Molecular function (GO): protein-N-terminal amino-acid acetyltransferase activity
Source: RefSeq, a predicted model, not a curated record
AUGAACAGUUCCAAAUACAAGUCAAUAUCUGUGUUUGCCCGACUUCCGCCAGCGCUGCCCGUUCAAAAACAUUACCUGGCACACUGGCCCGAAUACUUCAUUGUUGCCGAGGCGCCUGGUGGAGAACUUAUGGGUUACAUAAUGGGGAAAGCUGAAGGAUCUGUGGCCAGAGAGGAGUGGCAUGGCCACGUCACAGCACUUUCUGUAGCUCCUGAAUUCCGGCGUCUUGGUUUGGCUGCUAAACUCAUGGAGCUCCUGGAAGAAAUAUCUGAAAGGAAAGGUGGGUUCUUUGUGGAUCUUUUCGUCAGAGUGUCCAAUCAGGUUGCAGUUAACAUGUACAGACAGCUGGGUUACAGUGUGUACAGGACCGUGAUCGAGUAUUAUUCAGCCAGCAAUGGGGAGCCAGAUGAGGACGCCUAUGACAUGAGAAAGGCACUUUCCACAGACACAGAGAAGAAGUCCAUCAUACCGCUGCUGCACCAAGUCAGGCCGAAGGACAUUGAAUAACCUUAGCUAUGGUUCUUGGGCAAAGUAGUCUUGAUCAGAUUUGCAUAUUCAGUAUAUUUAGCACAAUACUAAAUUAGUCCUACAGCAUUUAAGCACACUGCUAAGAAUAUUUUAUGCCAUGUUCUCCACACUUUUUAUGGACAUUACACUUUUUAUGGACAUGUGCACGGUAAAGCUGGCCAUACACUUUAGAUAGAUGUAGGCUGAACACUCGUUCGGUCAACAGCUAUCUCUUCUGACCCUGACUACCCUACACAUGCACGCUUAGCUGAGGCUGCGUGUAUUGUGAAUAGGGAGAAAGCCGCUGCCAGGCACCCCUUGAAGUCGCUUAUCUCCCCAGAGAACAAAAAAAUUGAGAAUGUGGUCAUUCAUUACGUUCUAUCCUACUUUUCCCUGACA